Salvelinus namaycush (lake trout) is the source of this 945-nucleotide messenger RNA. RefSeq names its product forkhead box protein Q1-like. Gene Ontology annotation, molecular function: RNA polymerase II cis-regulatory region sequence-specific DNA binding; DNA-binding transcription factor activity, RNA polymerase II-specific. The record is from RefSeq and is a predicted model, not a curated record. The coding region runs from base 46 to 945 and encodes 299 amino acids. The transcript is spliced from 2 exons. Gene Ontology annotation, biological process: regulation of transcription by RNA polymerase II; cell differentiation; anatomical structure morphogenesis. NCBI's taxonomy places the organism in Eukaryota, Metazoa, Chordata, Actinopteri, Salmoniformes, Salmonidae.
UACCCCUCUCUUUCUCUCUUUCUUUCUCUCUCUCCCUCUCUCCAGAUGAAACUUGAAGUAUUCUGUGGAAACCACCACAACGAGGUGAAAUCUUUGCAGGAGCUGUGCAGCGAUGCCGAGGGCAGCGUCCGCUCGCCUCUCUCCGGUGAGGAAGAGUUGGGUUCGGAUGGGGACUGCGUGGCGCACAGCCCGCCACCUGUCACACCCGGCGCAGACGGCAUAGGCAUGGGCAAACCGUACAUACGGAGACCAAAACCUCCGUACUCUUACAUCGCACUUAUUGCCAUGGCUAUCCGUGACUCAACAUCUGGUCGUCUGACUCUGGCAGAGAUCAAUGACUAUCUGAUGAAAAAGUUUCCAUUUUUCCGGGGCAGCUACACUGGUUGGAGAAAUUCGGUGCGCCACAACUUGUCACUUAACGACUGUUUUCUAAAGGUCCUCCGGGACCCGUCUAGACCCUGGGGAAAAGACAACUACUGGAUGCUGAAUCCUCACAGCGAGUACACCUUCGCUGACGGAGUGUUCCGACGCAGGAGAAAGCGCAUCAAUAAAAAAACAGGCAAAGAGCAAGACGUCUCUGACCCUGCUGCCGACGAGAACGCACAAGUCACCAUAACCUCCACACCACCAGCCACUAACACCGGACCCAGCAGUGCCAAGUUCUCCAGUUCCUUCGCUAUAGACAGUAUCCUCAGCAAACCGUUCAAGAGACAGGAGUGGGCAGAGGAUUCUCCCACCGUUGCUGCAUUACCGUGGCCCGGUUACACUCAGAUGAUGCCACACAUUAUGAGAGGAUCACCUGUCGCCUUGCCACAUCACGCCCAGUCGAUGUUCCAUGUGGACUCAUACGCUGCGCAUGUGCUAAGGGCAUACGGUGGUGGAUUUUAUUCAGAGGUGGACAAUCGAAAAGACAGUUACCCCGCAGAAUAUUAUUCAAAGGCAUAA